Molecule: messenger RNA, 1183 nt
Organism: Neurospora tetrasperma FGSC 2508
Lineage: Eukaryota; Fungi; Ascomycota; Sordariomycetes; Sordariales; Sordariaceae
Exons: 4
Coding region: 74-1087 (337 amino acids)
Cellular component (GO): mitochondrion
Molecular function (GO): zinc ion binding; oxidoreductase activity
Source: RefSeq, a predicted model, not a curated record
CUCACUCUGUGUUUCUGCGUCUGCUUCUUUCCAGUCUAACAAAGCAUUCUAUUACUCCAGGUAUCCUUCCCAGAUGAGAGGCAUUCAGGUGGCACAGUAUGUUAAGAGCCCUCAAGAGCUCAGGGUCACGGAGCUUCCAGACCCUACACCUGCUUCAGAUGAGUACUUGAUUGAAGUUCAUGCUGCGGCAACCAACUUUUUCGACAUUCUUCAGAUUCAGGGCAAAUACCAGAAUCAACCACCAUUCCCCUGGGUAUCAGGUGCCGAGUUCGCCGGCGUGGUUCUCGCCACCCCUUCCGGCCUCAAGGACCCCAAGUUCCCCGUCGGUUCACGUGUGUUUGGAGCUAGCCAGGGUGCGUACGCUACCAAAGUCAAGGCCAAGGAGACGGCCCUCCUCCCAGCUCCCGAAGGCUGGUCGCUUGUGGAUGCUGCGGGCCUCUUUGUGACGGCACCAACGAGUUAUGGAGCCCUUGUUGUUCGGGCCGGCGUCAAGAAGGGCGACUUCGUGCUUGUUCACGCUGCGGCCGGUGGUGUAGGUCUUGCCGCGGUCCAAGUUGCAAAGGCGUUUGGAGCAACUGUCAUUGCUACGGCCGGAACCAAGCACAAGCUCGAAGUCGCCAAGUCCUUUGGCGCUGAUCAUGUCGUCGACUACACGGACCCCAAGUGGCCCGAGAUGGUGAAGAAGUUGACUCCUAAAGGCAAGGGCGUUGACAUUGUCUACGAUCCUGUCGGCCUGGUAGAUCUGAGCACCAAAUGUACUGCGUGGAAUGGCCGCAUCUUGAUUGUCGGUUUCGCUGCCGGCAAGAUCGAGAAGGUGGCAAUGAACAAGGUUCUUCUCAAGAACAUCAGCCUCGUCGGUGUUCACUGGGGCCAAUACGCUGUUCAUGAGAAGGAGACGGUGGUGACCGUGUGGCAGGGCAUUAUGAAGUUGAUUGCCGAGGGCAAGUUCAAACCGACUGUGUUCAGCGACAAGGAGUUCGUCGGUCUCGAGAAGAUUCCGGAUGCAUUGAUCGCUUUGGGAGGUCGUGAGACCUGGGGGAAGGUAGUGGUUCAAGUCCCGCAGCAGGAAGGGAAAAGCAGGUUGUGAAUUUUAUGGAUAGCUUCACUAGGUUCCGGUGUCGUGUCGAGCGUCGUUGGCCACAAAAUCUCCGUCAUCUGAUGGAAAUUGAAAUACCUUCACCAA